UGUUUUUAUUUUGAGAAUAUUUGGGUACAAAUUUAAGCAAUAUUAUUUUAUACAAAUGUUGAAAAGAUUUAGUGUUUAGAGUAUUUAUUUAUAUGUGUUGCGUGUGUUGGUAAUGUAAUUAUUUUAGUGUGAAUUAAUUAUUAAAUGUAUGAUGCUGUGAAUUAAACAUAGUUGCUUUUAAGGGGGUUGUUUUUUAAGGAUAGUUUUAUUACAAAUUUACAAAAGAAAAUUUAUUUACCUACGUUACAAUUACUAUAUUUUUUCUACUUAUUAUUUUUCUACUUCUAAAGUACUUGUUUUAAUAAUGUCUAUUGUGAAAUGUUGUUUCGAAGCGGGAGAAGGACAUGAUUUUUUGGAUUCAUUUGUUCAGAAAUGCACGGAUCCAGGAUGUUGCUGCGGAUGUUGUUCCGCUCUAAGGCCGCGUUACAAGCGGCUAGUGGACAACAUCUUCCCUGCCUCUCCACAAGAUGGACUUGUCAAGUCCAACAUGGAGAAGCUCACGUUCUACUCCCUCUCCAGUCCGGAGAAGCUGGAUAGGAUUGGGGAAUAUCUGUUCCAGAAGGCCUCCAGAGAUAUAUAUAGGAGGAGACAUGGUUUCGUGAUAAUCGCUAUGGAAGCGAUGGACCAAUUGCUGUUGGCGUGCCAUUCGCAGACCCUCAACUUAUUCGUAGAGAGUUUCCUCAAGAUGGUGCAGAAGCUUCUAGAAUCUACUGAUCCUCAGCUACAGAUACUGGCAACACAGAGCUUCGUUCGCUUUGCUAACAUAGAAGAGGAUACGCCGUCUUACCACCGACGAUACGACUUCUUCGUGUCAAAAUUCUCAGCGAUGUGUCAUAGCAACCACGGUGACAAACCAACACGAGAUAAGAUACGACUAGCCGGGAUUCAAGGCUUGCAGGGGGUGAUAAGAAAAACUGUAUCAGAUGAUCUUGUAGAAAAUAUCUGGGAAGCACAACAUAUGGAUAAAAUCGUACCAUCUCUGUUGUACAACAUGCAGGUAGCAGAGAAAUACGAGACAGUAUCUUGUAUGGAGACGGAUGGUCGUGAUGGUGUAGAGGAUGACCCGACACGGCUGGCGGAGGCCUGCCUGCGCGAGCUGGUCGGCCGCGCAUCAUUCGGUCACAUACGUAGUGUGCUGCGACCUGUGCUCACACAUUUCGAUCGACAUGAACUGUGGGUGCCGAACGACUUCGCUGUGCACACAUUCAAGAUUAUUAUGUUCUCCAUUCAGGCGCAGUAUUCAUACAGCGUGGUGGAGGCGCUGAUGCAGCACCUGGACGCAGGGUCAGGGGGCGGAGCAGCGCGCACGCGGGUGCGGGCAGCGCGCGCGUCCGUACUCAGCAAUAUUGUGGCCAUUGCUGCUGCUGAUAGUGUUGGUCCAUCAGUGCUGGAAAUCAUCAAUAAUCUUCUUACUAACUUAAGAGCGUCCGUGGCUAGAGAUUCUGAGAAAGAGAGUGAGGAGAAGCUAUACCAGGAGGCGCUGAUCAACGCUUUGGGAGAGUUUGCAGACCACCUGCCUGAUUAUCAGAAGAUAGACAUCAUGAUGUUCAUUGUGAGCAAGAUACCAAGCGGACAACGCGCAGGGAAACCAGCCAAACCUGAUGUGAUGCUGCAGAGCAUAUUGCUUAAGUCAUUGCUCAAGGUAGGAACAACAUACAAGACAACAGAAUUAAGCAAGGCUUUCCCCGCGGCGUUCCUCGAGGCGUUGCUGCGACUGUCGAGUGCAGGAGAGUCCUGCACCCGCGCCUUGCUGCAGCGCAUCCUGCACACCUUGCUAGACAGGCGUGGAAACGCUGCUUUAUUGGCUCUACCCACUGUGGAUUAUGCAGAACUAGGUCUAACAGUGGAGAAAUGUUCCAGACCUGAUUUGAUCUUCAUCAGCAAGCAUGGAUAUGCUAUAUUUAGCUCAUUAUAUGAUGGUCUUCAACUGGAAUCAAACACAGUAGAGAACGUGGAAGCUAUAUAUACAACACUGGCUUUGCUCUGCAUUGAGCUCGCUUCUGAGGAGACAGUACCUGAUAUGCUGCAGCUCAUACUCGCUAUCCAGCAAUCAGCUCUAAAUAAUCCGGUGUUAUCAACCGCACAGCAAUGUCGUCUGCACGCGGUGGCAUUGUCACUAUGCGCGUUACCAGCUCACGUCUUAGUUCUGCCAGCACUUAAAGACUACGUAUCCAAGAUUAUAGAGGCUCGCCGCGAGGAGGCGCCACAUCUUCUGCCCCCACUUCUAGAAGAUUACGACAACUUGUCACCUUCAAGGAUGCCGUCAAAGAUGCCAUAUCUGAUGAUUGACCAGAUGGCGCUGUGUGAGUGCGUGAAGGCGAGCGGUAUCGAAGGCAGCCGGCUGCAGUCACCGCUGCCGUACAGUGCGGGUGGCGCGCCCGGCCUCGCGCACAGACACAGCUGGGUCGAGGCAGGUGCAGCACAAGGUCGAGACAGCCUGGCGGACAUCGCGGCCGGACCUGCCGAGCUCGACAGUGCCAACAGCUCGCCCGGUGUCACACGACAAGUCCAGUGUGACGCGCUUGAUGAAGAAUACAGAACAUUCGUGGAGAAAUACAACCGAAAUCCGCGCACUGUCAUGCUCAAGUUCGGCGUAUAUCGCACAGACAACGAAUUUUGGAACUGGGGUCAAGAUGUCGAUCCUAACUUAUAUCCACAUCUGAAUAAGGAUUUAUCACAAUUGCAUACGACGCAGUCAGACAGCGUGAGUCUUGAGGCACUACGUCGCGCCGCGAACGGGCCCAGCGAGGCUGAGAAGAGGGAGGCUGAGCGGAAGAAGGCCUCUCUUAACAACACGUUUAGGACUGCGCCUUUCGAUUAUCUGCUGCAUCUCACACAGCCCAAGUACGAGAUCCAGGACAAGCUGCAGGAGAUAUUCUCGUCGCUGUCCCAGGAGCCGCUGCUGGCGGGCGGCUCGCCCAGCGCAAAAUUGCGCCGCGACCACGACCACGUGCUACCAGAUCUAUUCCUUUGCUGAACUGUAUGCUCACUGCAAGAUGUAAGAAGACGUUACUUAUAGCAUUCGCACAUAACAGCUAUUAAUAUGUUAUGAUAUAAUCAUGUUAACCACGCUUCCAUGACUAACGCUAUUAUUUAAAUCUCACGAUGAGUUUCCACUGUCCAAACAUGUUGUCAAACAUAUUUUAAUACAAAUAAAGGCAGUGGGAUUUUACUUGUCUCGAUAUAAAUGUAGGGACACGCUGUAUAGUGUCAAAAACUUUAAAAAUUUGAUAGCAUUGACAUUUGUUUUAUUGCUGUCUCUGAUUUGUUAGAGGGGAUGAAAGGGAUGGCAAUAUAUAAGUGUUAUUGUAGUGUAUGUAACAUUAUCGAUAAAGAUUUUUGGGUAUAUCGAUAUCUUGGGUACAACACUAGUAUAAAAUUUGUUGACUCAAUUAUAUUUGUUCUUUUAGCAAUAAUUAAAAAUGUAGUUUAAAGUGUAUUUUGAAUUUGUAUGGAAUGUAAUUAUUUAUGUUUCUAUCUCUUUCAUACUUUUUGAAUAAAUAGAGACAGUGUGAGUCAAGUAGUAAGCAUGUAUGAAAUUGUGAAGUCAAUUACAAAAUGUAUGGUAGGGCCGGUGUUAGGUUAGGGCUGGAACGCCCAGGGCUGGAUAGAAAGGGGCGUUCAAAACCCCUGAAACUCCCAAAUCUCGCCCAGGGCGUUAGUAGAGUCUAAAACAGUUCUUGGGAGAUGUUUUAUUAAAGAUUAUUUAUAUUAUAGACUUUCCAAUUUCAUAGUAUUGUCAAAUGAAGUUUAUUAAUUAAUUUUUAAAUAUUAAUAUGAUUAAAAAAUGACAUUUUAUUAAUGUAGAAUUUCACUGCAGUGUCAUUUCUAGUAGUCACUUUUGUCAGAAAAUUUAAGAGAGUUCAUUAUGUGUUCAAAUUCAAUGGAAAUUAUGUUUUAUGGAAAUGUUUACAAAUGGCUGAUAUUUAUUGUCUAUGGAUUUACUUCGGAAAGUUU
Messenger RNA from Papilio xuthus (Asian swallowtail), 3957 nucleotides. It is a transcript of the gene stmA, whose product is annotated as Protein EFR3 homolog stmA. Bases 305 to 2977 code for a protein of 890 amino acids. Gene Ontology annotation, biological process: protein localization to plasma membrane. Gene Ontology annotation, cellular component: plasma membrane. Lineage: Eukaryota; Metazoa; Arthropoda; Insecta; Lepidoptera; Papilionidae. The transcript is spliced from 22 exons. The record is from RefSeq and is a predicted model, not a curated record.